Molecule: messenger RNA, 3953 nt
Organism: Beta vulgaris subsp. vulgaris (sugar beet)
Lineage: Eukaryota; Viridiplantae; Streptophyta; Magnoliopsida; Caryophyllales; Amaranthaceae
Exons: 7
Coding region: 252-2846 (864 amino acids)
Molecular function (GO): zinc ion binding
Source: RefSeq, a predicted model, not a curated record
CUUUACACUCUAAAGUCUAACCCUAAUCCUUAUUACAAUUUUUACAUCUCUUGUUCUCUCUUUAAUUUUUAUCAUCCAUUCCACAUUUAAGUGAAAAAGUACGAAUUGCCACACACAAUAUCGAAAUUACGUCAUAAAAUCAUCUCCCCUCCAAAUUGAGCAACAAAUAAAAAGAGUAAGCUAAACGAAUUUGCAGGCAAACAAAGCUUCUUCGACAAAUUUUCAUAUAUAACUCUUCCAUAAAUUUCAAGAUGGCGAGAUGGGAUGAGAUAUUAUCACUCCCAGUACAAAGUCCUCCAACAAUGGAGUUUAGUGCUUGUGAUAUAGUUUGGUCUAAAGUGGAAGGAUGGAGGGAUAAUAUAGAUAGAGUUGCUUUAAUUCCAUUUGCUAGGGUUAAUGAUUUUAUUAGGGGUGAAUCCUCAAACAAAGAUUGCCCAACUGGGUUUCAUGUUGAAGCGAGGCGGCAUCGCCGUGCUAAGGCAUCAUACAAAGUGAAGGUUGAUGGUGUUCUUGAAUAUAUCUUGUACUGGUGCUCUUUUGGGCCAGAUGACCUUAGGAAAGGUGGAAUUGUACGGCCAAGUAGAAACACGUACAUCCCAAAGAAGAAAUCUGCUGGACGUCCUAAUACAAAGAGGGGUUGCACCUGUCACUUUAUUGUCAAACGACUAAUUGUUCGGCCUUCUGUGGCACUUAUUAUAUAUAAUCAGGAUAAACAUGUUGAUAAGAAUGGAUUGCCCUGUCAUGGUCCACAAGAUAAGAAGGCUGUUGGAACUCGUGCUAUGUAUGCUCCAUACAUCUCUGAGGAUCUUCGCCUGCGUGUUCACUCUUUGUUAUAUGUUGGUGUAUCUGUGGAGACCAUAAUGCAGAGACACAAUGAAUCAGUAGAAAAACAGGGGGGUCCUUUUAAUCGUGAUGAUCUUCUGACACAUAGGUUUGUGAGAAGACAAGAGAAAAGGUUAAGACGAACCAAGUAUGAGCUAGAUGCUGAUGAUGCUGUCAGCCUUCGCCUGUGGGUGGAAAGUCAUCCAACAUGUGUUUUCUUCUAUAAGGACUUCUCGGAGUCUGGCCCAUUUACAAUUGGAAUUCAAACUGAGUGGCAGUUGCAGCAAAUGAUUCGAUUUGGUAAUUGUGGUCUUCUCGCUUCUGACUCGAGAUUUGGAACAAACAAAUUUAAGUAUCCGGUCCACAGUCUUCUUGUGUUCAAUUCAGAGAACAAGGCUAUUCCAGUAGCUUGGGUGAUUUCCCCAAGGUUUUCAGGAAGGGACUUGUAUAAAUGGAUGAGGGCUCUUCACAACAGGGUUUUGACAAAAGAUCCCGCGUGGAAGUUGGCUGGGUUUAUUAUAGAUGAUCCUUUAACCGACAUUAACGCGACUAGGGAUGUAUUUGAGUGCUCUGUGCUGAUAUCAAUGUGGCGUGUUCGUCAUGCGUGGCAUAAAGCCUUAAUGGAGAGGUGUUCUCAAAACGAAAUGCGAAUUCAAAUAUCAAAACGGCUCGGGCAAGUUGUGUCAGAGAUAUGCACUGGACAAGGAAAUGUGACUUUGUUUGAUGAUUUUAUGAAAGAUUAUGUGGAUAACUCAGAGUUUGUGGAAUACUUCAAAGCUGUGUGGUACCCCAGAAUUGGGUCUUGGGCUACCUGUUUGGAAACCCUUCCUCUUGCCACCCAGGAGACAAGUGCGACGAUUGAAUUUUAUCACCGUCAGAUGAAUGUUAGAGUAUUAAAUGAGAAAGAUUCUAGUGUAUAUCAACGUGUAGAUUGGUUGGUAGACAAGUUGGCCACAAAAGUACACUCUUUCUUUUGGCUUGAUGAGUACCCAGCAAAGCAUGAUUUUGCCCGAUACUGGAGAGAUGAGUGGAUGGAUGGAUUAACAUCUUGGCGCAGUUCAUUGGAAAUCCCUGACUCUGAUGUCAUUCUGGAAGGUCCACGAGCGAAAGUUAUAGACCCACAAGAUCGCGACAAGUUCUAUGUGGUAUCAAACCCUGGUUCUGAAUUUUCUAUUUGCGACUGCACUUUAUCAGAAGGGGGUAAUUUGUGUGAGCAUGUUUGUAAGGUUAGCUUCGUAUGCCGCAAAAAAGAAUCUUCUAAACCUUCUGUCAGUUUGUACCAGUAUAAGCGAGCAUUGAUCAAAAUGCUUUGUUGCAUGUCUCAUGAUUCUUUGAUUCGUGAUCAUGCUGUUUCCCUCAUGGCUUCUUUACAGACGCAGCUAAAUGCGUUAGCAGAUUUUGACAGUAACGAGAGAAUGAUCAAUGAGAUUGAGCAACAAGCAGCAUUCUCAAUGUCUUCUCUUAUUGACAAUAGUUUGGACAUUGUUGAACAAGGUCAGGUUAGGAAUCUAAGCAAUGGUGAUGCAAGGUUGCUAAACAAUGGGGUAGGUGAAAAAGGUACAAGUAAUGAGAGUGCAUUCCAUGAUGAAAUGGAGAUUGACCCGUCAUCCAUCUGUAUCUCGCCUUCUGGCUUAUUUGCCAUGCACGGAGUUCUACCUGCUGAUAUUCUGUCGGUAAAUGAGGACAAAACUCUUCUUACAGAUUUCCAUGAUGUGAAUGGGAAUGAUACUUUCCAUGAUGGUGACAUCUCAAAUCAAAUUUGUCCGGAAGAUAUGACAGAAGAAUCUCUAUCUAUAGAUACAGCUCCUUCUGCAGAAUCCCGUGAUCCGUGUUCGGUUACCAAUCGGUAUUAUGAUUGCGGAGAUAAGAUUGCUGAAACAGUUGAUUCUAUUGAUGAUAACACUGCUCUUAAGUUCUAUAGGAGAUCAAAAUCUUCAACGAAAGCCGGUCCUCAUCCAGCAAAGAAACAGAAAACCAAAGAUAAAGAGGGGGAGAUGAAGAAGGGGACAGAUGGGAAGAUUUAAAGAGACGAUGGUAAUGCAGUUGAAAGUCUUUCUUCCUGCACUACAAAUACAUCUUUGAGACAUGAAACUGGAGGAUAGUAUGUAGAUUGUGGAAAAAUAUGCUGAAAGGUGUUGUGGUGACUUGGUUUUAGGCAUUAACAUCAACAAAGACAGUGGAAUCAGAACUGCUGUGUAUACUCCCUGAAGCUAAAGAAAAGGGAGUUGUAAAUUGGACAAUGCUAAUAGUUUCGCCUCCAGUGUGAAUGGGUUUGCAAGAAUAACAUUAGCAGGUGACAUUGUUGCAUCUUCCUUGGGCAAAGAGAUUUAGAUUAUUGAUAAGAAGAACCAUGACAAUGAAAUAGGAGAUGAUACGCUCUCAAUCUGAGGUUCCACACUUAUUGGUGAUAUUCCAAGGUCAUAACCCAUAUCUAUUAGUAGAUGAUACCCCGAGGGCAUAUCUGUCAUCAGAUGAUAUCCCGAGGGCAUAUUUAUUGAAGCUGGGGUUGGCCAUUGGGGCUAUAGUCGCUAUACCCUCUUGAGGAUGGAGGACACUUUUCUUUCAUGUUCAUGCUCGUAAGUCGUAUACGGCUAUGGCUACAGCAACUGAAGUAAUGAAGAAUUAUUUUUAUUGCCUCAGUAUUUAUGUGGGUAUUUCCAAUUGCUAUGAGAGGUUGCAUUUGCACUUUUGCUGUUAGCAGAAAGGAUAGAAGGGGAAGGAAAAUUGAUGGAAGUGUGCAUUUGCACUUUUGCAGUUAUCAGGAUAGAAGAGGAAAGUUUGAUGGAAGUGGGAAAAAGAUAGAUGUAAUUUUAAAAUAGGGUAUUGUCAAUUUGUCAUUAUAUAUAGUUAUAUUUUUUUUAAAAAAAUGAAAUGUAUUUUAUUAAUAUUCAAUCGUCAUCAUUUUUGUAAUAUGCAAUAAAUGAUUUUAAGGUGCAAGAAGUGCAUUGGUAAAAUGCAAAAAAAAUGGGUGAAGUAUUUAGCUUUAAAGGAAGUAAUUUACAAUUAUCGGUCAAUUUGUGCUGAUAAAGUAUUGUUUAAUAUCGUUAUAUAAUCGUGUAUUUAGAGAAGCUUUACAUGUAAUCUAACACUUGCAUAAAAGUAUGGGUCAAUUUUACGAUUAUUUGCUCUGA